Molecule: messenger RNA, 1383 nt
Organism: Melitaea cinxia (Glanville fritillary)
Lineage: Eukaryota; Metazoa; Arthropoda; Insecta; Lepidoptera; Nymphalidae
Gene: BckdhA
Product: 2-oxoisovalerate dehydrogenase subunit alpha, mitochondrial
Exons: 8
Coding region: 4-1302 (432 amino acids)
Biological process (GO): branched-chain amino acid catabolic process
Molecular function (GO): oxidoreductase activity, acting on the aldehyde or oxo group of donors, disulfide as acceptor
Source: RefSeq, a predicted model, not a curated record
ACGAUGGCGCUCAGAAGUGGAGUCGGUUUCUUGCGUUUGAGUCGAAUAAAUCAAGUUUUUAGAUUGUUAUCAACACACUCUAGACCCGAAAUAGUUCAAAAUGGCGGACUCCACGCUGAAUUUCCCGGCGCAAGGGCUCCCUAUGUGACAGAAAUCAAAAUCCUAGACGAGAAUAGUUACGAUCCCAUUCCUAUUUAUCGAGUACUCGAUAACAAUGGCCAAGUUAUCGAUAGCAAAGAGGAGCCUAAUCUGGAUAAGGAGACCCUUCUUAAUAUGUACAAAACCAUGAUUCAAUUGAAUCAAAUGGAUAAAAUAUUGUAUGAAUCCCAAAGACAAGGAAGAAUAUCGUUCUAUAUGACGAAUUACGGGGAAGAAGGUAUCCACGUGGGAAGCGCGGCCGCUCUGUCGUCAAAAGAUAUGGUAUUCGCGCAAUACAGAGAGGCGGGAGUAUUCCUCUACCGGGGUAUGACGGUCACGGAGAUGGUCAACCAGUGCUAUGGGAACCACGAGGACCCUGGGAAGGGGAGGCACAUGCCGGUGCACUAUGGGAGCAAGCAGAGGAACCUUGUCACUAUAUCCAGUCCAUUGGCAACCCAAAUGCCUCAAGCAGUGGGCGCGGCGUACGCGUUCAAACGAACACCCAAUAACGAUCGCUGUGUCAUCUGCUACUUCGGGGAAGGAGCCGCGUCUGAGGGAGACGCCUUCGCGGCCUUAAAUUUCGCUGCUACUCUCGAAUGUCCUGUUAUCCUGUUUUGUAGAAACAACGGGUACGCGAUAUCCACCCCCACUCGGGAACAGUACCGCGGCGACGGUAUAGCGGCGCGCGGUCCGGCGCUUGGACUGCGGACCGUGCGCGUGGACGGCACGGACGCGCUCGCUGUGUACAACGUGGUAGUGCGGGCGCGGGAGCUGGCCUUGGGCAACAGGCCUGUGCUGGUCGAGGCCAUGUCCUACAGAGUGGGCCACCAUUCCACAUCCGACGACAGUACCGCGUACAGACCGCUCGAGGAAAUUCAGAAGUGGACUCAGGAUGAGAACCCCAUACAGAAGUUGAGAUUGUACCUCGAAAGCAAAGGUCUUUGGGAUGCGGAGGCUGAAAAGACUUACUCGAAGGAAGCUCGCGAUCUCGUUGUGAGGACCAUGCAGGAGGCUGAGAAGAAAAGGAAACCACAUUGGAAAGAGAUGCUCGAAGACGUGUACUACGACAUGCCCCCACAUAUUCAGAAACAAAUGCAAGAAAUGGAGAAACAUUUAGAAAAAUACCAAGAACACUACCCUAUGGAUCAGUAUCAAAAAGAAUAAAAUAUAAAUGUUAUAGUUAAUUUGUAAAUUGUAAUGACUGUAAUUCAAUUUGUACUAUAAUAAAUACAAUUUUUGUCUGUU